AAUUCUAUGUUUUCGUUCACGCAAAAAGAAUCCUUCCUUCUCUUUCCCUCUUCCUUCCCCAUCGAAUUCUGCCCCUUUGCAAGCUAAAGUUUCGUUCUGUAUUCCUUCUAACAUCUAAUUCGCCUCCAUCCAUCUUCAAAUUUCAGGUCUUUAUCUUCCCUUUGUUUGAUUUUCGGUUGUUUCAGCGCUGAAUUCUUACUGGGUAUUCACUAAAGGUUCCGAUUUUAGCUGUCUUUCAAUUGCAUCACGCUUUCUCGUGGCUGUUUGUUGUUGGGUAACAGGUUUUCCUAUCAGGUCCAUCGAUUGUGUUGGAGAUCUGUGAACCCCUACAUUGAGUUUAUUUGCUUUGCUGCUCUUGUUACUUGUUUCCUGCUGUUUAGUGAAGCGAAAGAUUACAGCCUUCUCCAGCUUAUGCUUUGUAGGUAUUUGAAUUCAUGAAAUUGGGCAUAAACAUUUAUGCAAUUUGGGGGAUGGACUGGCUGUUUUGGUCAACUGUCAAUAUUGGUGAAUGAUGUUCAGGGGACAAAAGGCUCUUGGCAUAUUUAAAUGGACAUGGCGUGGUGAAUCUUCCUUGGCGACAGGCUUGCUUAGUGAUGUGCCUCCUGAGAUUGAAUUGUCAGACUAUGGAAGGGUACCGAGUCCCGGCAGUGACUGUGAGAGCCCUUCGGGGCUGCUUAAUGGUGAGAGCUUAAGGUUGGAACCAAUUGCUGAUCUAGACCUCUUCUUUGAAAGGCUCUACAGCUACUAUUGUGAGAAAGGGCUUUGGUGCAUAAUUAUCAAGUGGAUGGUUGAGCUGCUUAGCCUGGGAUUUACAAUAUUUUUCUCCGGAUUUUUCUUAUUAUUUGUUGAUUGGAAUGGUCUACGUAAUGCAAAGUGUGGGAUGGAUGCAGUUAUGGAUGCAGUUGAAUCUGGAAUUAAACCAUGUGAUCUUGCUAAAGAAGCACUUCAUCAACAUCCGUUAACUCCUUUAACACUUUCAAAGUCUAUUAUUGUUGGAUAUUUGGGGCUACUUUCCAUUUAUUGGGUAUUCUGUUUUUUGAGGUUUUUUGCUCAAUUAAAGGAGACACUAGGAAUCCGUCACUUUUUCUACAACAGUCUCCAUGUAACUGACAAUGAAAUUCAAACCAUGCCAUGGGCAACAAUUCUUGAAAAGGUUGUUCAACUACAAAGUUCACAACAACUCUGUGUAGUUAAGGAUCUUUCUGCUCAUGAUGUGGUUAUGCGAUUGAUGCGGAAGGAGAAUUACUUAAUUGGAAUGAUUAACAAAGGAGUUAUUGCUUUUCCAAUUUCAAAGUGGGUUCCUGGUGCUGGUCCGACUGUCAAAUAUGGCCCAAAUGGAAGGCAGCAUCGCCUAAUACUGACAAAGACCCUUGAAUGGACCUUAAAUUGGUGUAUAUUACAGAGCAUGUUUGAUAGAAACUUCUGUGUAAAAAGGGAUUUCAUUUCUAAUCCUAGAACUUUGAAGAAGAGACUUAUGGUAGUUGGGAUUGCAAUGCUUCUGCUUUCUCCAUUUCUUGUUAUAUUCAUGCUAGUUUAUCUCUUCCUAAAGCAUGCUGAACAAUUUUAUAACCAUCCAAGCACAGCAUCAUCUCGAAGAUGGUCAAAUUUAUCAAAAUGGAUGUUCAGGGAAUUCAAUGAGGUUGACCAUUUAUUCAAGCACCGGAUCAAUAGCAGCGUAGUGUAUGCUUCCAAUUAUCUAAAGCAAUUCCCAUCACCUAUUAUUUCUAUUAUAGCUAAGUUCAUCUCUUUUGUGUCUGGUGGCUUUGCUGCUAUCCUGAUCAUCAUUGCAUUUCUGGAGGAAUCUCUGCUAGAGGGCCAUAUAUUUGGUCGCAAUCUCUUCUGGUAUGCUGCUGUUUUUGGAACCAUUACAGCUAUUAGCCGGGCUGCCAUAACAGAUGAGCUUCUCGUCCUUGAUCCUGAAGGAGCGAUGUCUAUGGUCGUUCAGCAUACACAUUAUAUGCCAAAGAGAUGGCGUGGUAAAGAAAAUACUGAGACAGUCAGGACAGAAUUUGAAACCAUAUUUCAGUAUACGGGAACAAUGUUACUAGAGGAGAUGGCCUCCAUUUUCCUCACUCCAUUUCUGCUUAUAUUUGUUGUCCCAGAGCGUGUAAAUGAUAUCUUGCAGUUCAUCACAGAUUUUACGGUGGAUAUUGAAGGUGUUGGUCAUGUUUGCAGUGUUAGUGCCUUUAAUUUCCAAAAUCAUGGCAACAGCAAUUAUGGGUCACCAUAUGGUACCCCUCAUGCUCAGAGAAGUUCUCAGGGGAAAAUGGAGAAAUCAUUCUUGAGUUUCCAAAGCACCUAUCCUUCAUGGGAACCAAAUGCUCAGGGGAAGCAAUUCCUUUUGAAUCUCAGAACUUUUAGGGAGAAAAAAUUUCAAGGCCAUGGAACUAGACAUAUCUAUUCUUCUCCUAGAUUGUGGCACCGUAGCCCGAUGAGGGCUUAUGGAGAUAGAAACAGCAUUUUCUCAAGGGACAUUCCGCUGAAUACCGGUUAUCAGAUGGGUUCUUUAUGGCUAAUUGAUGCAGAUCAAAAGAAUCACCCGUAUCUUCUUGAUUGGUAUUACACCUCUCGACUUCACAAUGCAACUGAUCAUACAAGAGACACAACGACAAUUCCCCUCGAAGAAACCGAGCAACAACCCAGGGAUUAUUGGGCACCAGCGCCAACCACCUUGAUGCCUAAAGAAGCGAGAUCUAAAGAACACUGGGGCAACCAUUAUGCUGAUCGCAACCAUUAUGCUGAUCGGUCACAGUCGCAUCUUGAGGCAUCUUCUUCAGCUCCUUUCUUCCAGGAGAGCGUACUAUGGCAUCAUGAUGCAAGUGAUCCAGCUCACCCUACUAAGAGCCAUUGGUGGGCAAGAAGAACCAGUCCUCAUGGUGCAUCACAACCCCAGGCAAGUUUCCUCGAGCCUCCAGAUUUCAACUUCUCUCCGCACAAUUACUACGAUGAUAAUUUCUCAGAGGGAAGCAUGGAAGAACCAGAACAAUUCUAUGAUUGGAGGGAUUCUCGGUUGUUGUCCCGGACCACCUAUAUAGAUGCUGAUCUUGAAGCUGGGGGGGAUGUUAACCUUCAUUUUGGUGAUAUUUAUACCAGACGUCCCGAAACUCCCACUGUAAAUUUAAAGCCCCCAAGUUUCGAUUAAUCAAUAAGACUAAGAAUCUUAGAAUGAGUUUCCAAAGGCUGGAAUAGAAAUUUUUAUGUUUUACAAGUGAAACUCUACUUUUUUGUUGCACAUAGAUUCAUUGGAAUUAGUUUCUACAAGUUGACAGCCUCCAUUGAGGCACCGUAAGCCUUAAAUGUAAAAACAUACUAUUGCAAGCUUAAAGGUGCGCGGUUGUAAUUAAGAUUGUAAUUGUAA
Rubroshorea leprosula is the source of this 3358-nucleotide messenger RNA. Lineage: Eukaryota; Viridiplantae; Streptophyta; Magnoliopsida; Malvales; Dipterocarpaceae. The record is from the annotation of a GenBank genome assembly.